Messenger RNA from Anisakis simplex (herring worm), 375 nucleotides. Lineage: Eukaryota; Metazoa; Nematoda; Chromadorea; Rhabditida; Anisakidae. The record is from the annotation of a GenBank genome assembly.
AUGAUGCAGUUUGGCAAAAACGGUGAGAAGGUGUGCCAUCUGGAACAGAGGAAUCUGAAGCAGAAGAUAAACAUGACGCGUGUUGAUGUGAUGGCAGAAUGUACAGUAGCAAGGCGAUUCGAUUGUGAACGUGACAACGAGUUAAGCAUAAAAGCGGAAGAGAUCCACCGAAAGUCACAGUUCCAAUAUCAUUCAACCGAGAAUGAAGCUCUACCACCUGGACAUGUGGAUAUACCACAAUCAGUACUGGAUCUAGUAGAAUGGGAUUAUUUGGACGAGUAUCAGCAAAACAACACCAAUUCUACGGGUUGCCCAUUCAAGGCGCUAUUCGGUGCCGCUUGGAAUUGGUUCGAUCAUCAAGAAAAUGUAGAAUAA